This is a messenger RNA of Carica papaya (papaya), 2052 nucleotides long. RefSeq names its product serine carboxypeptidase-like 42. NCBI's taxonomy places the organism in Eukaryota, Viridiplantae, Streptophyta, Magnoliopsida, Brassicales, Caricaceae. Gene Ontology annotation, biological process: proteolysis. The record is from RefSeq and is a predicted model, not a curated record. Gene Ontology annotation, molecular function: serine-type carboxypeptidase activity.
UGCUUUUCUUACUAUAUCUCUACUUUCAUUAAAAGCAAAUGUAUACUAGUUUGGAUAAUAGGAAUGAGAUCUCAGAAAUCACAUCAGUAGCUUAGCUGUAAGUCCUUUGGCCUGUAGACUCCAGGUCUGCAACUAUUUAUAUAUAUAUAUAUAUAACUUCAUAAAAUUUAGGCAAUGAAGUAAAUUCAGAUCUUGGCUACUCGUAGAUGUAAUUAAAGUCCGAGUGGGUGUUAAUUUUGUUUGCCUUUAUGAUAAAGCAAAAGCCAGGAAUCACGUGUCUGCGGUUGUAACGGAAUUUUUUGAUAAAGAUACGUAUUUUGUAUCUUUAUCAGGAAAAAAGAUACGUAUAUGGAGACGCCGCUACUUUGUUUUCUUGCAUAUAAAAAUAUAGAUAUAGGAAGGUAAGUGUGGGUGUUUUGGAAGUGGAGAGAUUGAGAAUGGGUAGGUUUUGGUUUGGUGGGUUGUUGACGGUAGUGGGGUUAUGUUUAGUGAUUAGUAAGGUGGUGGAAGGGUACCCAUUGGAGGAUUUGGUGGUGAGCUUGCCUGGGCAGCCGAAGGUUGAGUUCAGGCAAUUUGCUGGGUAUGUUGAUGUGGAUGUCAAAGCUGGAAGGAGCUUGUUUUAUUACUUUACAGAGGCAGAAAACAAUUCUCACAACAAGCCUCUCACUCUUUGGCUCAAUGGAGGUCCUGGUUGCUCUUCAAUUGGUGGAGGUGCCUUCACAGAGUUGGGUCCAUUUUUCCCUACAGGUGAUGGCCGAGGACUUAGAAGGAAUUCUUUGUCCUGGAAUAGAGCAUCAAAUCUCCUCUUUGUUGAGUCACCUGCUGGAGUAGGAUGGUCCUACUCAAAUACAACUUCUGAUUAUAAUUCUGGGGAUGCCUCCACUGCUAGGGAUAUGUAUAUUUUCUUGUUGAAUUGGUACAAGAAGUUCCCUGAGUUCAGAUCCAGAGAACUGUUUCUUACAGGAGAAAGCUAUGCAGGGCAUUAUAUCCCACAAUUGGCUGAUGUUCUGCUGGACCAUAAUUUACAUUCAACAGGUUUCAAGUUCAACAUCAAAGGAGUUGCAAUUGGAAACCCACUUCUCAAACUUGAUCUAGAUGUUCCAGCAACAUAUGAAUUCUUCUGGUCACACGGAAUGAUUUCUGAUGAACUUGGCCUCAAAAUUAUGAAUGAAUGUGAUUUUGAUGAUUAUACUUUUUCAAGUCCCCACAAUGUAUCCCACUCAUGCAGCGACUUAAUCAAGGAGGCAAACCUUGUAGUUGGUGAUUAUGUCGACAAUUAUGAUGUGAUUCUGGAUGUGUGUUAUCCGUCUAUAGUAGAGCAAGAGCUACGAUUGCGGAAAAUGGCAACUAAGAUGAGCCUUGGAGUCGAUGUGUGUUUAAGCUUCGAAAGACGCUUCUAUUUCAAUCUUCCCGAGGUUCAGGAGGCUCUCCAUGCAAAUCGGACUAAAUUGCCUUACAGCUGGUCUAUGUGCAGUGGAGUUUUAAAUUACAGUGACACUGAUGGUAAUCUCAACAUGCUUCCUGUACUGAAACGAAUUAUCCAAAAUGGUAUCCCAGUUUGGGUGUUCAGUGGUGACCAAGAUUCAGUCGUACCUCUGCUGGGAUCACGGACACUGGUCCGUGAGCUAGCGCAUGAUCUGAAUUUGGAGAUUACACUUCCAUAUGGAGCAUGGUUUCACAAAGGACAGGUGGGAGGUUGGGCAACGGAGUAUGGGAAAUUAUUGACAUUUGCGACAGUAAGGGGUGCGGCACAUAUGGUGCGUUAUGCACAGCCAUCAAGAGCAUUGCGUUUGUUCAGCUCGUUUGUGCGUGGCCGGAGACUGCCCAACACGACACACCCCUCAAUCGAAGAUUAACUGCUAAAAGCCAAGCAUUUGUGUUAUAACAUUUAGACUAGUAAGAAGAGGAGAGUUUUCAGAAACAGUAGUUAAAAAUCACAACACAAAAUGGGAUGCUGCUUAUGUGUUCUCAUGCUUAAAUCUACCUGUUUGGUUGUUUUCUUAACAAAAAGAGCACUUAAAUGAAAUAAAGUUCUGAAUUUAUUCUUGAAAA